UACGUCACGCCAGUGCCGCCCCCGCCGCGCCGCUAUAAGAGCGGCCCCAUCCGUCGGCGCUGCAGACUCGCCAACCCGCCACAGCACCAUGAGGACCUCCGCAGCCGCCACUGGAGCCGCGCUCCUCGCGUUCGUCGCCGUCGUAUCGGCGAUGGAGAUGACGCCGGAAUUCAUGGAGAUCGUUAACAAAUGCAAGGCAGAACAUGAGCCCACUGAAGAUGAGCUGAAAGGAAUCAUGAUGAUGAAGGUUCCAGAGAGCGAACACGGCAAGUGCUUCAUGGGGUGCGUUCUGCAGGAAGUUGGAGUGGUUAAGGAUGGCAAGUUCGACAAGGAGGAGGCAAAGAAACAUGCCGCGGCCAAGAUGUCCGACAAAGACGAGCUGGAGAAGCACAUGCAGCUCAUUGACAAAUGCAGCCAAGAAGUAAAUGGCGAGACGGACUCAUGCGGAAUCGGCCCGAAGCUCAUGGAAUGCAUCAAGCAGUUUGCACCAGAGUUUGACAUUGCCCUCCCGCACGCCCCGUCAGAAUAAACGCGGCACGACGCUGACGAUGCUGACGUCGACGACCCGGCAACCAUCUGCGUCCACACCAAAUGACAUCGACGGCACCCAGACAAGAAGAAGUGUUGAUAUCUGUACUGCUCUGUGCUCACUAAAUAAAAAAUAACUGUAGAUAUGGGA
Schistocerca piceifrons (Central American locust) is the source of this 679-nucleotide messenger RNA. RefSeq names its product general odorant-binding protein 19d-like. The coding region runs from base 89 to 529 and encodes 146 amino acids. Gene Ontology annotation, molecular function: odorant binding. NCBI's taxonomy places the organism in Eukaryota, Metazoa, Arthropoda, Insecta, Orthoptera, Acrididae. The transcript is spliced from 7 exons. The record is from RefSeq and is a predicted model, not a curated record. Gene Ontology annotation, biological process: sensory perception of smell.